This is a messenger RNA of Penicillium arizonense, 909 nucleotides long. Its product is annotated as NYN domain-containing protein. The coding region runs from base 1 to 909 and encodes 302 amino acids. The record is from RefSeq and is a predicted model, not a curated record. Gene Ontology annotation, molecular function: RNA nuclease activity. NCBI's taxonomy places the organism in Eukaryota, Fungi, Ascomycota, Eurotiomycetes, Eurotiales, Aspergillaceae. The transcript is spliced from 2 exons.
AUGUUGAACUCCACGUUCAUCCGAACCUACGAAAGACCAGGUGAUCAAUUACAAUGUAACACGAGAGUGAUGCUCGAUGUUGACGAUGACAACGAUCACGAGAACCUCCCUCUUCUGUACGCGCAUACUGACAUGGCCUGUGAUACCACUCCCAAACUUGCGGUUCUGGUUGACGCUGAAAAUGCGCAAUACUCUAUUAUUGGACUGUUACUUACAGAGAUCGCCAAGUAUGGCACAGCUCAUGUAAAGCGGGCCUAUGGGGACUGGACCGAUCAUAGGAUGGAAGCCUGGAAGAAUGAGCUUCUCAAUCAGUCUAUCCAACCUAUCCAGCAGUUUGCGUACACUCAUGGAAAAAAUUCAAGCGACUCAGCUAUGAUUAUCAACGCGAUGGACCUUUUGUACUCGAGCCACUUCGAUGGCUUCUGCCUCAUCUCUAGCGACAGUGACUUCACCCCAUUAGCCACACGAGUGCGCGAGACUGGACUGAAGGUAUAUGGAUUUGGACAGCACAAGACGCCUGAAGCUUUCGUCGCUGCGUGUGAUGAAUUCAUUUAUACCGAAGACCUUCACCCUUCAAGGCUUGUGCCGCAUUCAGAUAGGGCUGAGGUUCCUGAGGGCCGUAGUUCAGCUCAAGAGGCCAACAAAGGUGAUAAAUUUGCUAUUCGGCAGCAGAACACGGCAGACACCUCCCUCGAUAACCGUGGAUGGGCCAGGUUGUCUGAUGUGAGUGAGCAUCUCUCAACACAACACCCGGACUUCAACGUCUCCACACACGGACACGCCAAUCUCAGCAAGCUACUCUCUGACUCGCCUGAUUUUGAUAUCGAACGUCGUCUUUCUCAAGCAGACAAAACCCCAGAAACAUACGUACGAAAGCGGAAAAUUUCUACUGGAUCUGCGCAAGUCUGA